This is a messenger RNA of Cebus imitator (Panamanian white-faced capuchin), 2451 nucleotides long. It is a transcript of the gene OTOP2, whose product is annotated as otopetrin 2. Gene Ontology annotation, biological process: proton transmembrane transport. The transcript is spliced from 7 exons. Gene Ontology annotation, cellular component: membrane. Gene Ontology annotation, molecular function: proton channel activity. Lineage: Eukaryota; Metazoa; Chordata; Mammalia; Primates; Cebidae. The record is from RefSeq and is a predicted model, not a curated record. Bases 396 to 2084 code for a protein of 562 amino acids.
UCUGGGCGCCUGGAAUGCUGCGCGCCAGGGCGCGGUGGGCACCGGGGGCGGGGUGCCCUCUGGGUGCCGCAGUGCGGGGCCGCACCCGAGCCUGGCCGCACUGGGGUGACGGAGUGGGGUCGCCUCUCAAAGCGUAAAUAUGAAUCUUGCCUUAUCUGGCUCCCACGGGCUCCUUCCUAAAUUCACCUUGGAGAAAGAUGGAUCAUGUGAGCGGGACUGAGAGCUUUAUGGAGCCGAACUCCCGCAGCUGUAAAUCACCCUGUCCUCCUGGGUAUAAAGCGCCUGUCCAGCCCGGCGUGGGAGAGAGGAGACGCUCGCCGUCCCCUGACCCCCAGCUCAGCGCCGGCUCCAGGCCCAGCCAGUGACCUCUCUAGCCUCCGCCAGUCGCCCCCGCCAUGUCCGAGGAGCUGGCCCCCCGCCCCAAUGAGAGCCCCCUGGCGCCACAGGCGGGCCCCAGGGAGGUGUGGAAGAAGGGCGGCCGCCUGCUGUCGGUGCUGCUGGCCGUGAACGUGCUGCUCCUCGCCUGCACGCUCAUCAGCGGCGGAGCCUUCAACAAGGUGGCCGUGUACGACACCGACGUGUUCGCGCUGCUCACCACGAUGAUGCUGCUGGCAGUGCUCUGGAUCCUCUUCUACCUCCUCCGCACUGUGCGCUACCCCGGCGCGGUGCCCUACCGGGAUGCACACGCUGGCCCCAUCUGGCUCCGAGGUGGGCUGGUGCUGUUUGGAGUCUGCACUCUUGUCAUGGAUGUCUUCAAGACCGGCUACUACUCCAGUUUCUUUGAGUGCCAGUCGGCCAUCAAGAUCCUGCACCCCCUCAUCCAGGCUGUGUUCGUCAUGAUCCAGACCUACUUUCUCUGGGUCUCCGCUAAAGACUGUGUUCACGUCCACCUGGACCUGACCCGGUGCGGUCUCAUGUUCACGCUCACCACCAACCUGGCCAUCUGGAUGGCAGCCGUGGUGGAUGAAUCCGUGCACCAGGCCCACUCCUACAGCAGUUCUCACGGCAAUGCCAGCCACACCCGUCUCGCCUCUGACCAGCGUGCAGGCAACGCAGUGGGAGGAGACUCUUGCCUCUGCAGCACGGCCGUCUGCCAGAUCUUCCAGCAGGGGUACUUCUACCUAUACCCCUUCAACAUCGAGUACAGCCUCUUCGCCUCCACCAUGCUGUAUGUCAUGUGGAAGAAUGUGGGUAGAUUGCUGACCUCCACCCCUGGCCACAGCCACACCCCAUCCCCGGUCAGCCUCUUCCGGGAGACCUUUUUUGCCGGCCCAGUUCUGGGUCUGCUGCUCUUCGUGGCGGGGCUGGCUGUAUUCAUCAUCUACGAGGUUCAAGUGAGCGGGGAGGGGGGCCGCACCCAGCAGGCCCUGGUCAUCUACUAUAGCUUCAACAUUGUCUGCUUGGGACUCACGACCUUGGUCAGCCUGAGUGGCUCCAUCAUCUACCGUUUUGACCGCCGGGCCAUGGACCACCAUAAGAACCCCACGCGCACCCUGGACGUGGCCCUGCUGAUGGGUGCCGCCCUGGGUCAGUACGCCAUCUCCUACUACUCCAUUGUGGCCGUGGUGGUGGGCACGCCCCAGGACCUGCUGGCAGGGCUCAACCUCACACACGCGCUGCUCAUGAUCGCCCAGCACACCUUCCAGAACAUGUUUAUCAUCGAGAGCCUUCACCGAGGACCACCCGGAGCUGAGCCUCACAGUACACCCCCCAAGGAGCCCUGCCAAGGCCUGACCUUCACCAACCAGGACGCCCUCCACACCUUGCCUGCCUGCCCACCCAGCCCCGGGCUGGUCAGCCCCAGCCCUGCAGACCAGCAGGAAGCAGUGGGCAUCGUCUCAACCCCCAGAAGCCACUGGAGACGCCGGUGCCUAAAAGACAUUGCUCUGUUUCUCCUGCUCUGCAAUGUGAUCCUGUGGAUCAUGCCCGCCUUCGGGGCCCGCCCUCACUUCAGCAACACAGUGGAGGUGGAUUUCUACGGCUACUCCCUGUGGGCGGCCAUCGUCAACAUCUGCCUCCCUUUCGGCAUCUUCUAUCGUAUGCACGCCGUCUCCAGCCUGCUGGAGGUCUACGUGCUGUCCUGAGGCCUCCGACAGAGACAUGGCAGGGAGCGGGAAGAGGAGACUGAGCUCCUGUGCCUGUUCAGACAUCCUCUGGGAAUGAAUCCCAGCUGGUGCCAUAUGACAGCCCAUUGUCUGCUGGUCCCAGAGUGGAAUUUUCACAAAAGUUAUUUUUCCAGGUUGAAUUUUUAAAUCACAAUCAGGACAGGCCCAUCCACCCCAGUAUGACUGUGGGGCAGGAGGUGGCUGGGGAAGGGAGACCUCUCCUGGCAGCAUUUCUAGGACCAGCAGGAUCUGGAAGGGCUGGCUCCGGCUCCACCUCUAAUCCUGCCCUGGGGCCUGGCCAGUGCACUGCCUGGAGCUGGAAACCAAUAAACCUGUGCUUUUCCCC